AUGGUCAAGGGAGAUCCUAAGAAGCUGAGAGACAAAAUGUCCUCAUAUGCAUUCUUUGUGCAAACUUGCUGGGAGGAGCACAGGAAGAAGCACCCGGAUGCUUCUGUCAACUUCUCAGAGUUCUCCAAGAAGUGCUCAGAGAGGUGGAAGACCAUGUCUGCUAAAGAAAAGGGGAAAUUUGAAGAUAUGGCAAAGGCUGACAAGGCUCGUUAUGAAAGAGAGAUGGAAACCUACAUUGCCCACAAAGGGGAGACCAAACAGAAGUUCAAGGACCCCAGUGUACCCAAGAGGUCUCCUUAUGCUUUCUUCUUGUUCUGUUCUGAGUACCACCCCAAAAUCAAAGGCGAGCAUCCUGGCUUAUACAUUGGUGAUGUUGCAAAGAAACGAGGAGAGAUGUGGAACAACACUGCAGCAGAUGACAAGAAGCCCUGCGAGAAGGCUGCCAAGCUUUAG
This is a messenger RNA of Apodemus sylvaticus (European woodmouse), 453 nucleotides long. Its product is annotated as high mobility group protein B1-like. The record is from RefSeq and is a predicted model, not a curated record. Gene Ontology annotation, cellular component: nucleus. NCBI's taxonomy places the organism in Eukaryota, Metazoa, Chordata, Mammalia, Rodentia, Muridae. Gene Ontology annotation, biological process: regulation of transcription by RNA polymerase II. The transcript has a single exon. Gene Ontology annotation, molecular function: DNA binding, bending. The coding region runs from base 1 to 453 and encodes 150 amino acids.